AUGGCAGCGGCAUUGGCUUUGCUUUUUGUCAAUUACGAGGACGCGGUUGACCCAGACGCAUUGGUCGAUAAUUGCCUUCGAAACGUCAGUAAAGCUUGGUAUGUGCCUUUCCCCCUCAACCGAGUGGCGUCAUCGUCUACAACAUUCGACAGGGGUGUCCGCCUAGCACUCAUGUAUACAUUUCUUCUCGGAUUCGACGUCCUCGUCUUCUCCAUGACCCUCCGCAGGUCCCUGCAGCACGCACAGUGGGGGUCGACACCACUCAUCAGAGUUGUCAUCCGAGACGGGACGAUGUCUUUCGGUGUGAUUUCGGUAAUUUGUCUAGCGGUCAUCCUCUCUUUCGCAAUUUCAUCGCCUGUUAGCCGUGGGCGCGAAAUCGUCCUUGCAAGCAACUUGUCAUCUAUCUUGGUCAACCGCAUGAUCCUAAACCUUCGUGAUCCAUCCCUUCUUUCCACUCGCGAAGUCCAAAGUUCUGGGAUCUGGGCCCAGCGCGACGGCAUACCGACAUACCGUACCGGCGGAGACAUCAUCACCACCAUGCACACUGACCACUCAGACGAAGAGGAGGACAUGGCCAUUUCAUCACAGGGUUGCUACACUCCCGAAAGUCAGUAUGAACACCGUGCCAUAUGUGCCAAGUUACACCAAGGCGACAUGAGAGGAAGCGUUUAG
Messenger RNA from Coprinopsis cinerea okayama7#130, 672 nucleotides. RefSeq lists its product as hypothetical. The record is from RefSeq and is a predicted model, not a curated record. The coding region runs from base 1 to 672 and encodes 223 amino acids. The transcript has 8 exons. Lineage: Eukaryota; Fungi; Basidiomycota; Agaricomycetes; Agaricales; Psathyrellaceae.